AUGGACCAAGGGGAAGACAAUAGUGAUGAAAUGUAUGAAAGUUUGGAACCUGAUUUUGAGGAUAUGAAUGACUGUUUGGAACGUGAUUUCGAUGAAAUGUAUGGUGAUUUUGAUGUAAUGAAUGACGCUAUGAACAAGGGAGGUGAAGAUGUUAUGGUUGAUUUGAAUGAUGUAUUUAGCACCGACAUGAUGUUUGAUACGCGAGAUGAUUUAUUAAAAUGGGCUAGAAAUGUUGGAAGGGAAAAUGGAGUUGUCGUUGUUAUUUUUAGAUCUGAAAAUGCGACAGCACGACCAAGAACAAAGACAAAAUUAAUUCUUGGUUGUGAAAGAAGCGGUAAAUAUAGACCUUGGAAGAAUCCUAAACCGACGAGGAGUACUUGGAGUAGAAAAAGUGAAUGUCCUUUUAGAUUGAGAGGUACACCAUCAAAUGCUGGUGGUGGAUGGUAUCUACAUGUAAUAUGUGGUGUCCAUAACCACGAAUUGGCCAAAAAACUGACUGGUCAUGCUUUCUUAGGCCGAUUGUCUCAGGAAGAGAAAGUUGUACUUGGUGAUAUGACGAAAAAUAUGAUCAAACCAAGAAACAUAUUGAUGACAAUAAAGGAUCAUAAUGUUACAAGUUUGACGACAAUAAAACAAGUCUACAAUGUGCGUCAAGCAUAUCGUUCAUCACUUAGAGGUAAUAGAACAGAAAUGCAACAUCUUUUGACAUUGAUGGAACGCGACAAAUAUGUCUAUCGAUAUAGGAAGGUAGAGGGUUCAAAUGAGUUGAGGGAUAUCUUUUGGACUCAUCCAGACGCUAUCAAAAUGACAUUUGGUGUGGGAUUUGCGUAUCUACAGUAUGAGCGUGUUGAUAAUUUUACAUGGGCACUACAAAUGUUGAAAGAACAUAUUACAAGUGGUGAAGUUGAAGUAAUUGUUACUGAUAGAGAUCUUGCUUUGAUGAACGCAGUUGAAUGUGUUUUUCCAAAGGCGGUCAAUUUAUUAUGCCUGUUUCAUGUAUGCAAAAAUGUGAAAGUGAAGUGUAAGAUGACUGUUUUUCCAAAAAAGAAGCAGGUGCAAAUAAUGGAGGCAUGGGAGGCUCUUGUUUACAGUUAUGAUGAGACUCAGUACUACAUGAAUUUGGCUAACUUUGAAGGAAUUUGUAGUAGCUCUUCUAUCUUUAAUGAUUAUGUACAUGACUAG
This is a messenger RNA of Cicer arietinum (chickpea), 1182 nucleotides long. RefSeq names its product PKS-NRPS hybrid synthetase cheA-like. Gene Ontology annotation, biological process: positive regulation of transcription by RNA polymerase II; cellular response to iron ion starvation. The record is from RefSeq and is a predicted model, not a curated record. Lineage: Eukaryota; Viridiplantae; Streptophyta; Magnoliopsida; Fabales; Fabaceae. Gene Ontology annotation, molecular function: DNA-binding transcription factor activity, RNA polymerase II-specific.